CGGGGCUGUGCCCGGGGAGGUUGUGAUGGGUUGACAGGUGCGUGACAAUCGCGCCGCUCUCUGCAAGCAUGUACGCCAAAGGCAAGAGUAGCACCGUGCCGUCCGACAGCCAAGCCAGAGAAAAGUUAGCUCUGUAUGUGUAUGAAUAUCUGCUGCAUGUCGGAGCUCAGAAGUCAGCACAGACCUUCCUGUCUGAGAUCCGAUGGGAGAAAAACAUCACAUUAGGGGAGCCUCCUGGGUUCCUGCACUCAUGGUGGUGUGUUUUCUGGGACUUGUACUGUGCAGCUCCAGAGAGGAGAGACACGUGUGAACACUCGAGCGAAGCCAAGGCUUUCCAUGACUACAGCGCGGCAGCAGCCCCCAGUCCUGUACUGGGGAACCUUCCACCAGGAGAUGGGAUGCCAGUGGGGCCCGUCCCACCAGGCUUCUUUCAGCCAUUUAUGUCACCUCGAUACCCAGGCGGACCCAGGCCCACACUCAGACUACCCAACCAGGGGCUCGGUGGGAGUCAGCCAAUGUUGCCCAGUGGAAUGGACCCCUCACGACAACAAGGACAUCCAAAUAUGGGCGGUCCCAUGCAGAGGAUGACUCCGCCCAGAGGCAUGGUACCCCUGCAGAACUACGGCGGCGGAAUGAGGCCCCCGCUGAACGCUCUGGUGGGUCCAGGGAUGCCCGGCAUGAACAUGGGACCUGGAGGGGGCAGACCCUGGCCAAACCCUCCAAACUCUAAUUCAACUCCCUACUCUUCAGCGUCGCCAGGCAGUUAUGUGGGUCCUCCAGGAGGAGGGGGGCCACCUGGGACUCCCAUUAUGCCCAGUCCAGCAGAUUCAACCAACUCCGGUGACAACAUGUACACAAUGAUCAACACGGUCCCUCCUGGUGGAAGCCGACCCAACUUCCCUCUUGGUUCAGGCGGCGAUGGUCCGCUGGGCGGGAUGGCAGGAAUGGAGCCUCACCACAUGAACGGAUCAAUAGGCUCUGCUGACAUGGACAGUCUGCCCAAGGUGAGAGAGACGAACUCUCCCGGGAACUUGAGUAUGAGCAACCAGCCGGGGACCCCGAGGGAGGACGGCGAAAUGGGCGGGAACUUCCUCAACCCCUUCCAGAGCGAAAGUUAUUCUCCCAACAUGACGAUGAGCGUCUGAGGCAGGUUGGAGCUUUGUCCAGCAGCAUUUGUCGACAACCUGGGGACAGGAAGUGAUGUCACACGGACCGUCGUCUCUUCCAUCUGUGGUCCGGCCUGGACCGUGGACUGUGGCGCCCCCUCUCUCCUCCCUCCCCCUCCUCCUGGUUUCCUCUGACAUCUUGGCCAACACCUUCCUCUCUGAAUGAUCAGCUCGUCCUCUGCCGAUGUACAAAGGUUUUAUCUACGUGGAGGAGAACUGCGUGUUUUUACUGUGUGUGCGCGCGCGCUCCAGGCUGAUGUUUUCACCGUCUCAACACAAUACAUUUGACUCUCUUCAAUUUGGAUCAGACCCAGAGAAACAUUAUGAAACAAAAUGUUCAGUUCAAAACCCCCGAAAAAUGUAAAAAAAGGGCCCCAAAAACCUUCAUCCUUUGUAUAGCUGAGGGCCACAACAUGUAUCCGUUUGAUCGGCUUAAGGGACGAUCAGAGGUCACAUGGCUUCCUACUACUAAAAUGUGGUGGUGGACCAAUGGUGGUGAUGAAAAAGUGCCCUCCCUCCUCACGCGCCACCACAAGUUGAACAGCUCAAGGACAAAUUCGGGCUCCUCACCCUGCCCUCCAUCCCACUGACUCUCUUGUGUUUACCUGUUGAAAUCACUGAACUCAGUUAUCAAAAAAGGGAUCAAGAGUGAAUCACUUUCGUAACAUCGUCCGGAUAAACUGUGAUCUCGGUGGUACCAGAGGCUCCGGCCCUUCCUUCCCCAGAACUUUUGAUGGCCCGCCUUGUACAGAAAACAUCUCUUUCCACUGUACAGCUGACAAAUGUAGCUCCCUGUCUCGUGUGUGUAUUUGAUAUUGUUGAUAUUAUUUAAAGUACCACUCUAUGGAAAGGUGGACUGCAGGUGAGAGGAAGUUCCUGUUCCUUUCUUCUCAGCGAAGCCACAAGUGGGGGAGACGCAUCUGUAAAUCGAGUCACGUUUCUUUGGUUAUGUGGCAGUUUUUGGAGACUCCAUUUGUGUCAUGUUCAUUUUUCUCUUUUUUAUUCUUGUAUUGUGUUUUUUUGUAAAUAUACAGAGAAGUGUGAAUAUGCUGGUAUAAAGCUUCUCUCCCCUUCACUGCGGCGUCCCUUGGUGGUGUCAUGACUCCGCUUCCUGGAUCAGUGUCCUGGUUUUGCUUUUUUCCCCUCUGUUCCUUUGGCACACGGCUGGAGCCGAUUAACCUGAUGACUUGACUUCAAAAACACCUGGGCUCCAGCAACGUGUGCCUGACCGUAUUUAUCCCAUCGUUUGUUCCCUGUGUUUGCCGCUAGUCCCUGUGAUUGUUCCUCUCGCUCCUGUCUUUUCUGGACCUCUCGUUCCCUGUGGUAACUCCCGGUUCUUGUGUCUCUCUCCGUGUUUGGGUCUCUUGCUCUGUCUGUUACCUUGAUUUACUUUGUCUUAUACUUUGGUGCCUGAAGUUAGUGUUUUGUUUUCUUCCUGUUUUUUUUCCGUGUGCUCCCUGUUUUCUUUUGUAGUUUAUUCUUGGUUUCAUUUGUGAAUUAAGUUAGUUUUUUUUCUCCCGGUUCGGUGACGCUUUCUGUUCUGUUUUAGUUUGUUUAUUAUUAAAUAUCUCUUUUUUACUCGUUCCUGCCUCCUGUGCCUAUCACCACUUGCGCUUGGGUCUUGGUCCAGUCCUCUAUACGUGACCUUCAGUUCCCACGUCCUCUAUACGUGGCUUUAGCUCCUUCGUCCCUUGACUCGUGACAUUACGGUCUGGCCAUGUUAAUAGACCCAGCAGUGUUGAAAGGCUGGCAGGACGAACUAGACCCUCAGGCCACCAAUGGAAGCAAUAUGGAGAUGAUUAUGCGGGAGAUCUCUGAGGCGGUUGCGCGGCUUUCCUCCCGCUCUGAUCUGUCCGGUUCUCCGCUUGCUUCCUCUGCUCCUCCUCUUAUGUUGGAGCAAACUUUCUGUUCCCGUCCUGCCCCCAGAACCCGAGCUUCCCGUCCGUGAUUUUGGUUCCCGGCGUCCUUAGUUUUCUAGUCAUCUGUCUGUACUUAUUUAUUUGUUCCAACGAAUAAAUUGUAAGUUAACCUCGUCUCCCGUGCCUUCUGCCGACCAACACCGCCUGCACUUGGGUCCAUCAGCCGUCAAUUAUGACAGGUGGUUCUUUAUGAAUGUGGCGGUGCAGUCAGAGCGUCGGUUAUGCUUCUCAACAGUUUGAGAAGGUUUCAAGGCUGAAUCUGAGGUCAACGGUGUCACAUG
Messenger RNA from Synchiropus splendidus (mandarinfish), 3366 nucleotides. RefSeq names its product single stranded DNA binding protein 2a (gene ssbp2a). Gene Ontology annotation, molecular function: protein binding; single-stranded DNA binding. The record is from RefSeq and is a predicted model, not a curated record. NCBI's taxonomy places the organism in Eukaryota, Metazoa, Chordata, Actinopteri, Syngnathiformes, Callionymidae. The transcript has 17 exons. Bases 69 to 1145 code for a protein of 358 amino acids. Gene Ontology annotation, cellular component: nucleus. Gene Ontology annotation, biological process: positive regulation of transcription by RNA polymerase II.